CAGACACGCACUGGUCAUUAUAGGACAAACGCAGCUUAUGAAUGUAUCAACUCUGAACAAACAGCUUUUUGAGUUAACUUAAAUAUUGCAUUUUAAAUACAUAUAUAGGCUUGUAGUUUUUUUUCUUCUCACCUGCUGUAUUCAGAAACACUUGCAAUGAGGCUGACUUCCUUCCUUAUCCUCGCUUUUCUUGCAGCUUUGCUUGCAGCGUCUGUGUUGGGACAAGGCAAUACCACCACAGAUGAAGGACUUACGCCUCAAUACUCAACUUCAAGUACCAGUCGAGCCAGCAGCGGUAAUGGAUUCACCUUCAGCAACACUGUCACCGUCUCAAAAACUUCCAGGGACAUGAACGCCACCAGCAGCAACAGCACCAUCAUGCCAUCAAUGAACGUGACAGAUGUUGAAACGCCAACCCAAAGUGGUGCAACUGAGUUGGUGACAACCAGCAAGCAGAUGACCACACCUAAACCCAUCGUUUCCAAUGGCACCGAAGGAAGGAACGACGACAAGAGGACAACCGUUAAACCAAACCCUGCAGAAAGCGACAGCACUGGUAUCAUCAUCCUCGUCAUCAUCAUCCUUGUAGCUGCUGUGUUUGCAGGUGCUUGUUACCUGGCACGAAGGAGAGGCAGACGCUACUCUGUUGAUUUCACUUCUCGGCCCGAUGAGACCAACAUCCCUCUCAGUGCCGUAGAGCCUGAGGCGCCAGCUGAUACUCUGCCUUACAACGGCGUGCAAACAUUUGAAACUGAAGAAACUCCUGCGAAUGAGCAGCAGGAAUCAGAAGAAAAACCCGAAGCACCUGAGGAGCCGAAAGCUGAGUCUGAUAAAUCUGUCGUGGAUCCCUCUGCUGAGUCUGCGGCCCCGCUUCCAGACGGCACACCGGAGGAACCAAAAGCGGACGCUGCCGAGCAGCAGGAGAGCCCCCCCGCACCUGUGGAGACCAGCAUGGAGGACAAAACUGACGACGAAGGCGCCGUCUCCAGUAAGACCUCUGUGGAGUCGCUGAAGGAGACAAAUGAGAACAACAGCAACAGCGCCGAGUCCAGUCGGAGGAGAGAUCUAAAGAUGAGGGACAUCGUCUGGGAAGUUCCUCUCAAGUGUCCUGUGUGAGAUGUUAUCCUCGCCCUUUAAGCAGGCUGUUCCUGAAAAACCCGACUGAAGCAGUAAAAGUAAAGUGAUGGCAGCGGAGAAGGACGCUCUCAAAUACUCUUCCCCGCUAGCACCGUGAUACAGAGGAAAAAUGCUUGUAACAGGAGCUCUUUUAAGUUUGUGUAUCAGCUGAGGAGAAUUUUUUGCUCAUAUUAUUAGUGUCAUUUUUGAUGAUGAGGUGGCAAUGUAAAUAUAAUUCUGCAGAAGUGUUUAUCCAAGAAAUGUCAAGGACUGUCUUUUCCCUGUGAUCCUUUUAAACACGGGUUUCAAACCCCACCCUUUAUCCUCCAGCUGUAUUCUUCUGCUCUUGUUCUGUGGAGGCCCAUUGUCUUUGUUAAAUAUCACCUUGGCUCAACACAUCCACAUUACGUGUAUAGCUAUAGAGAAUAAGAACAAAUAAGGCGAAAACAUAUUCAACCAUCAGUUUUAGUGCUGAUGAUGCUGUGUAAUUUUUGUAGAUGUUGAAUUUUCCUUCUUUCCUUACGUUUUUUGAUGCUUUUCUUUUGUUGUUCUGCAUUUUGGCUGCUCUCCUUCCAGAGUCCCAACAGCAUUGUGUAUUCAGGAGGUUUUGGUUUCACACCAUCAACCUGAUGUUGU
Salarias fasciatus (jewelled blenny) is the source of this 1752-nucleotide messenger RNA. RefSeq names its product probable endo-1,3(4)-beta-glucanase AFLA_105200. The coding region runs from base 157 to 1116 and encodes 319 amino acids. The record is from RefSeq and is a predicted model, not a curated record. NCBI's taxonomy places the organism in Eukaryota, Metazoa, Chordata, Actinopteri, Blenniiformes, Blenniidae. The transcript is spliced from 10 exons.